Molecule: messenger RNA, 3555 nt
Organism: Cordyceps fumosorosea ARSEF 2679
Lineage: Eukaryota; Fungi; Ascomycota; Sordariomycetes; Hypocreales; Cordycipitaceae
Product: GPI inositol-deacylase
Exons: 2
Coding region: 1-3555 (1184 amino acids)
Biological process (GO): GPI anchor metabolic process; endoplasmic reticulum to Golgi vesicle-mediated transport
Cellular component (GO): endoplasmic reticulum
Molecular function (GO): phosphatidylinositol deacylase activity
Source: RefSeq, a predicted model, not a curated record
AUGACAAGACGCUCUUCUGGCUCGACCGACGACGGUGAUGAAUCCUCCCCCAUCGACCCCGAUGUCCUCGCUGGCGAGGCCGACAACCGCCCCUCGGGCCUUAAGUCUCGUCCUCUCUCGACCCGAGCAGCUCGUCGGCCUAGCAAUCUCGAUUGGAACCACGCUGUAUCCUCCAAUGGCAAUGGUCACACUUCCGCAAAGCCUGUGACGCCCUCGUCUCCCCCUCUCUCGCAGUCUUCGCCAACCCUGCCAGCGACCUCUUCCGGCAUGGGCCAUCCCGCUCGCCACCGAAGCCAUGCCCGCCGCUUCGGCGUUGGUACUUGGUCGAUAUCCAUAUUCGCGCUGGUCACCGCCGCGCUGGGUCUGUUUUUGCUCGGUGGUAUCCUUCAUUCCUUGAUGAUGGGGACGAGCCAGCAAGACGCCAAGGGUUGCCGCAUGUCAUAUAUGCGGCCGUCAUAUAUUCACUAUCGCGAGUUCGAUACUGAGCACACUCGUUUCGCCACCAAAUACUCUCUUCACCUCUAUCGUGAACAGGGACUUGACGAUGAGGUCAAGCUUCGCGGCGUCCCAGUCCUGUUUAUCCCUGGCAAUGCUGGCAGCUACAAGCAAGUCCGACCGAUCGCCGCCGAGGCAGCCAGCUACUUUUAUGAACGUCUUCAACACGAUGGCAGCUCCCUCAAUGCCGGCAUACGCAACCUUGACUUCUUCACCGUGGACUUCAACGAAGAUAUCACAGCCUUUCAUGGCCAAACCUUGCUGGACCAAGCCGAAUACUUAAAUGAAGCUAUCCGCUAUAUUCUCUCCUUAUAUUCUGACCCCAGCAAAGUUCUCCGCGACCCGGACUUGCCCGAUCCAACUUCUGUCAUCAUCAUUGGUCACUCUAUGGGCGGUGUUGUUGCUCGCGCAAUGCUCGUGCAGUCGAACUACCAAGCCAACUCAAUCAACACCAUUAUCACAAUGUCUGCGCCGCAUGCUCGCCCACCAGUUACUUUUGAUGGCCAAAUCGUUCAAAUUUACGACGAGAUCAACGAGUAUUGGAGGAGAGCAUAUACUCAAAAAUGGGCCAGCAGCAACCCGCUCUGGCAUGUCACUUUGAUUUCGAUUGCUGGCGGAAGCCUUGAUACCGUGGUGCCUUCUGAUUACGCUGACAUUGACUCGCUUGUGCCUGAGACACAUGGCUUCACUGUAUACACUACUGGUGUACCAACAGUGUGGACGAGUGCUGACCAUCAAGCCAUCAUGUGGUGCGAUCAAUUCCGCAAAGUCGUCAGCCAGGCUUUAUUCGAUGUUGUUGAUGUCCACCGGGCGAGCCAGACCAAGCCUCGAGCUGACCGCAUGACUACUUUCAGGAAGCGAUUCUUGAGCGGACUCGAGCCCAACGCACAAAGGACAAUUAGCAAUGGUCACGCUACUACCCUUCUCAUGAUUGAUGAGAACAUGAAGCAUCUUGUGCCGACAGACCAGCGCCUAGUUCUGAGGCAGCUCGGCACUGAGUCGCCCCCACGAGUGCACCUGCUGCCUGUUCCACCGGCAGCUGACCCAGUCAGCAAGCGAUUCUCACUCAUAUCUAAUAGCCCGCUCAGUGAUGUGGCAGGAUCUAGUCCCCUCGAGGUACUCUUUUGUACCGUAUUAACAUCACCCGCCGCCAGUAUUCCUUUCGUCGCGACAAUGGACUUCACGCAAAGCACCAAAGUUGGAAUGAAGCUGUCAUGCAAAAACGCAGCGGGUGAUGUGGCCGUCCUACCUGCUUCGACCAGGCACACCGCUAACCCCUUCUACCGCGACGGCGAACCGGAGCUCGUGCCCUUCUCCCACUUGAGAUAUGAUGCCCAGCAUUUUUCAGAAUAUCACUUCGUCGCCAUCAUCGACCAAGCAGACUCACCCCUCGACAACUUCGUCAUUGCUGAGUUCCGUGACGCGCUAGACUUUGACCAAGAACACAACAUCGCGCUUGGUAAACUGCUUACCCUUGGUCUUUCCUUCACUCUUCCAGCGACGCGACCCACCGUCGUUGAAGCAAAGAUUCCUGCCAUUGAAUCCAGUCUUUUAGCGUAUAGACUGCAAGUGGAUCGUGGAGCUUGCGAGCAGAAUGGUGCCCUAUUUGCGCCAAUGCUGCGCCAGUCUUUACAGAGCCCAUAUGAGUCGCGGUACUUCGUCAACAUAUCGCAGGCCGGCAUCAGUCUGCACGGCGUGGCGCCUUACAUGCCUCCGACUAUGGCUCACAGGGCCACCAAGGGUGUCGGCCUCGAGUUUUUCUCAGACCCGACGUGUAAAGCUCCUAUCAAGGUUACCGUCACUUUCGACGCCCUGGGGAGUUUGGGCAAACUGUACAUGCGCUAUCGCACAGUCUUUGCAGCGUUCCCGCUCCUCAUUGUUACCCUGGUGCUUCGGAAGCAAUUCCGUGUCUAUGACGAGACCGGUGUCUUCAUCUCAUUCUCAGAGAGUCUGGACCUAUCGCUUCGCCAAUCAAUUCCGCUGCUGCUUCUCUCCUUGACACUCCUGGCAACUUCUAUCGGCGUCGCGCCGCAGAUCGAUACCAGCAGGCGCGGCUGCUCGUUAUUGGACACGAUAUCAGCUAUUGACUUCCACCGCAACGAUCUCUUGAUCGGUACCGAUGAUCCAUUCUUCACCUUCAUGGUGCCACUGAUUGGUAUUGUUUGUAUCGGGGUCUGCACAGCGUUGCACUAUAUCAUCUUGCUUCUCACGCAGUUGUUUAGUUUUGUGUUUAUCCUAUUUCGGCCCCGUGGAAGCACCGACGCUGCUAACGGCAGCGCCGGCGUUGCUUCUCCCAUCUUUGCACCAUCGACCCCCCGACGACGCAUGAUUUCAACGGCAAUUCUCCUGUUAUUGGUGUCAACCUUUAUCCCCUAUCAGUUUGCCUAUCUGGUUGCUUGUCUGGUGCAACUUUUCACGUCUGUCAGAGCUCGCCGCAUCGGCACUGUUACCCCAUCCACAUCGAAUGUCAACUACUAUCACUAUACACAUUCGAUUCUGCUGUUGAUGAUGUGGGUUCUGCCUAUUAACCUACCCAUUUUGGCCGUAUGGGUGCGGAAUCUGGCAGUACACUGGCUUACGCCAUUUUCUUCGCACCAUAACGUGGUUUCCAUCACGCCCUUCAUCCUCUUAGUCGAGAACAUGACGACUGGUCGCAUGGUGCCUCAAAUAUCAAGCUGGUUGCGGCAUGUCACAAGCAUUCUCUUGUUCGCUACUGCGCUGUGUGCCGCCAUAUACGGUGUUUCUCACGCUUACUUGUUGCAUUAUCUUGUCAACAUUAUCGCGGCCUGGCUUGUGAUUCUGCACGCCACUUCUACAUCGUGGGCCAGCAUCGGUGCCAUGUUUGAGGGGAAUGCCGAUAAAAAUAAGGAGUGCGAAAUCGCUUACCUGCGUCGCGCUCCUAUCUGCAUCCUCCUCCCGUCUUUGCACUUAUCCGCCGCCGCCACUAUCAUCGCCGCCACUGGUAUCGCUACUGCCACCAUCAUCGCCAUUGUUACCGCCAUUGAUUCUUUGAUUUUCACUUGCGUUUCUCGUUUCCGUAAAACGAGCGGCAUGUACUGA